Messenger RNA from Cuscuta campestris, 2127 nucleotides. The record is from the annotation of a GenBank genome assembly. NCBI's taxonomy places the organism in Eukaryota, Viridiplantae, Streptophyta, Magnoliopsida, Solanales, Convolvulaceae.
CAAGAUUUUGGUGUAGCCAUUGAAGUGAAGGGGCACCCCACUUUCUUCUCUUACCAAAUUUUCCUUUUUUGAAUUCCAUCUUUUCAAGCGGCGUCGCUCUUGCUUUGUUUCCAAUUUCCCCCAUUUCUUUUUGCCUCCUACAAAGUCUUACCCACUCUCCUCAAUAAAAAUGUCCAUUCCAAGAAACAAAUUGCAACCCUCUGUAAUGGUGUGGCUUAGGGCGAGGAUCUCUUUCCCCUGAUACUUCUCACUGUUCCUUGCCUCCUUUCAGCUCCAAAGUUUCAACCUUUCAGUUGGUAGGCGAGCCCAAGAAGGGCAGAAAUGGAAAACUAUGAAAUAAUGGGGCAGAUUGGAAGAGGUGCUUUCGGUUCUGCACUGCUAGUGAUGCACAAGCAAGAAAAGAAGAAGUAUGUGUUGAAGAGAAUACGUCUUGCUCGUCAGACCGAAAGAACUCGCAGAUCUGCCCACCAGGAGAUGGAACUUAUUGCCAGAGCAAGAAAUCCAUUUAUUGUGGAGUACAAAGAUUCUUGGGUGGAAAAGGGAUGCUAUGUUUGUAUCGUAAUAGGGUAUUGUGAAGGAGGAGAUAUGGGAGAAAUCAUUAAAAGAGCAAAUGGGACUCUUUUCUCCGAAGAGAAGCUUUGUAAGUGGCUGGUUCAACUGUUGAUGGCUCUUAACUACUUGCAUUCAAACCAUAUUCUUCAUCGUGAUGUUAAGUGCUCAAAUGUAUUUCUGACUAAGGAUCACAAUAUACGUUUAGGUGAUUUUGGUCUUGCUAAGGUUCUGUGUUCUGGUGAUCUUACUACUUCUGUGGUAGGCACUCCAAGUUACAUGUGCCCCGAGCUUCUUGCAGAUAUACCUUAUGGUUCAAAAUCAGACAUCUGGUCUUUGGGCUGCUGUAUGUAUGAAAUGACCGCUCACCGUCCUGCAUUCAAAGCUUUUGAUAUGCAAGGUCUGAUAAAUAAAAUAAACAAAUGUAUCGUGGCUCCAUUACCAACAAUGUAUUCUGGAGCACUUCGGGGGCUGAUUAAGAGUAUGCUGAGAAGAAAUCCUGAACACAGACCAAGUGCUGCAGAUUUACUGAGACACUCUCAUCUUGAGCCGUACGUCAUGAAGAUCCGUAUGAUAUUGGAGAGCCCAAGACGGCACACGCUCCCGGCCCACUCCAGCGGCCCAAAGUAUGUAAAGAAAACAAGAUUUGUGGAGGAACCCGGAACUGUAAAUGGACGGAGGAGAUCAUUUUGCAGCGACCGGGCUUUGAAUCCGAGUGUUUGUGGGACCGAAUUGGACACCCGUGGUUCGUCUCAAGAAGUUGUGAGUUCUUUGAGGAUAAAUUUCUCUGAGCCAUCAGUUGGGAGCAGUGUCAAUGACACAAGCAUGAAAAGGAGUGCCAUGAAAACCCAAAGAACAACCUCUUAUAAUAUAACCUCCUCAGCUGCCCCUACUAGGGGACACUCAAAUGCAUUGAGGAUAUCCAACCCGGGUUCAACUCGCGAGCUGCUUCCGGUGUCGGUUAACAAACCGUCCCAACCAACCCGAAGAUCAUCCCUGCCGUUGCCCACAAGAACUCCAAAAAAUCCGGGCCCACCUUGCAAACCAAGCACCGGGCUGCUGCUGCUUCACGGGGCGGACUCUCUGGACAUUUCGGUCAACGCCCCAAGAAUCGACAGAAUGGUGGAGUUUCAGGACAUGUCAAGUGUCCCAAAAGACAAAAACACUGUUCACGACAACCCUCCGGACGAGGAGGGAUGUGGGUCUAGGACCAGGAGUCCUACAAAUUGCAGCAGGUUCGACACGUCUUCUUACAAGCAACGGGCGGAAGCUCUGGAAGGGCUGCUGGAGUUCAGCGCGCAGCUGCUGCAGCAAGAACGGAUAGAAGAACUGUCCGUUCUGCUCAAGCCUUUCGGGCUGGAAAAGGUCUCUCCCAGGGAGACUGCCAUUUGGCUCACAAAGAGUUUCAAGGAGAAUGCCGCUUAAUUAAUUAUUAAUCCGUAAUUAUUAACCUUUUUUAAUUUUUGUUUCUUGCUUUGUAUUGACGACACCAUUGACGAAAAGAAGAGUACAUGAACCACUUGUUCAUGGAAAACCAAUGGAGAAGGAAGUAUGUUAUACAGUACAAGACACAUUUCU